Paramacrobiotus metropolitanus is the source of this 1248-nucleotide messenger RNA. Its product is annotated as serine/threonine-protein kinase ULK3-like. The transcript has 2 exons. Gene Ontology annotation, cellular component: cytoplasm. The coding region runs from base 202 to 1113 and encodes 303 amino acids. Gene Ontology annotation, molecular function: protein serine/threonine kinase activity; ATP binding. The record is from RefSeq and is a predicted model, not a curated record. Gene Ontology annotation, biological process: peptidyl-serine phosphorylation; autophagy. Lineage: Eukaryota; Metazoa; Tardigrada; Eutardigrada; Parachela; Macrobiotidae.
CAAGAAGCAAUUGUUAAGUUUGGGAGUACCUGUCAGUAUAGAUACAAAAAUACUCAUUGCAUUGGGAAUGGCACUUUCGGUAACGUAUACAGUGCAAUUGUUACAAAUCGCGGAAAUUAUUUUGGAGCAAGCCAAGUGGCCGUAAAAGUGAUUCAGCUGAACAAAGCAGAACACUGGGACAAUGAAGAGCGGAACAGAGGAAUGUACGAUAGGCUAAAAUUACUGUUGGAUCUUAAAAACGAAAACCUGGUCGAAUAUUUUAAAGUUACCAUUACCACGCCUCAUACAGGAAGGUUUUUCUCCGUUGCAAUCAUGAUGGAGCUUUGUUCUGAUGGAGAUCUUGGAACUAGGAUGAGAGAGAUUGCACUAGCUCGGAACCGUCUUGAAUAUUCAACCGUAAAGCAUUACGCAAGAGAUAUUGCUGGCGGACUGAGUUAUCUGCAUAAAAAGAAUAUUAUACACGGAGAUCUGAAACCGGGAAACGUCCUUAUACGGACCCUACAAAGCGGCUGUGAACGACUGCUUCUUUGUGACAUGGACGAUUUUGUGAAAAUGCAGGAGAGAAGUACAUGUUCUCGAGAUGUGACACAUAUUAGAGGCACAUACCGGUAUAUGUCACCCGAGAUGCUACGCACUUUUGUUACGCCGGAAGCGAAGAGUGUUAAAAAGAACCCCCCUGGAAGAAAAACUGACGUAUGGAGUCUGGGAUGUAUAAUGCUGAAAUUGUUAUAUCACGUAACUGGCCGUCAUCACGAAUAUCUGUUUAAAGGAAUGAAAGUUGUUGAGGCGGAUGACAAAAUUCGUGACAGUCGUUAUAUGUCCCUGGUCAUAGAGGGCUAUGCUCCUCUUAUUCCUGUUUUGACGGAAUCAAACCUAGUGACCAUAUGCAUUGAACGCUGCCUUCAAACUAACAGUGAACAUAGGAUUUCAUGUGAUCAAGCUCAAGCUCUCUUAUCUCAGGUCGGAAAUAUCCAGGAGGUUUUAUUCUGCUGCACCGAAAGCUUUCCAGCGUCAAAGCUAACCGUUUUAGCUUGUCGGCUACAAGUUAUUACGCACAGUUGUUUGAUCCUUCUGCUAAUACAAUACGCGAGUUCCCGGUGCCAACGAAUUUGACUGAAAAUCCGUUGCAAGCAUUUAUAGCUCUAAACAGGAGCGCUGUGCUAUGCCAAACAAGACCUAUACGUAGGUCAGAAAUGUUGGCAAGACGCUGAUUUGUACGAAACCGUUGUGUGGAAUUUGGCUGAUCAA